UUUUGACCUUUGAAACCAGAAAAAAAUGUGGUGUGCUUGUUAUCAUCAGCCAUUAUUAUCCAGCUCCGUCGUCCUGAGAAGAAAACAAGUGGUCUGCUCCUUUGUAUCCUCAUGUCCUAUAAGCUUAAGCCAACAUCAAUGGCAAAUCAAGAACUAUCCCAAGAUUGGUAUUAGACUCAUAAAACCACAACAAGCGAGUGUUUUGCCUCCUUCCGAGUCUGGUGAUAUCACUACCUUCCUCCUUGUAAGUGGAGUAAUGAUCUCCAUGUAUUUGGUUACCAAUUUUCUGGUUCCAUCGUUACUCUUCAAGUCGCUCCAAGGUGAAGAAGAAGAAGAAGAAGACUCAGAUUAAGAUAUAUAUUAGCUCUAAUUAUGAUUUUUAUAUGUUUUACUCUUAUUUUUGGUUCGACUGAAGUUUCUUAUAAUUCUUAAUUACAUCGUCGUCCUAUGCUAAAUUAUUGAUAUAAGAUCCUAUCAUUUAGGUUC
Molecule: messenger RNA, 486 nt
Organism: Capsella rubella
Lineage: Eukaryota; Viridiplantae; Streptophyta; Magnoliopsida; Brassicales; Brassicaceae
Exons: 2
Coding region: 26-352 (108 amino acids)
Source: RefSeq, a predicted model, not a curated record